AUGGUUCUCAUUGCACCACUCUGUAUUGAUCUUGUCUUCUACAUUUUUAGGGCGGGAGGCUGCUUACUCUACCAAAAUGGCGAGGGUGCACUUGCCGAACGUAUGUUGCGUGACUCUUUAGCAGUUGAUCCAACUAACAGCGAGGGCUGGCGACUCUUGGGUACGGUCCUCGGGUGUUCGGAGGCAGCCACUAAAGCUCUUCUAGUCGCUAUUGACCUCGAACAGACUGAGCCACUCGAGCCCUUUUACACUCUACCUCUAGGAGUUCAUUGCGGUGGCUAA
This is a messenger RNA of Protopolystoma xenopodis, 282 nucleotides long. Lineage: Eukaryota; Metazoa; Platyhelminthes; Monogenea; Polystomatidea; Polystomatidae. The record is from the annotation of a GenBank genome assembly.